Molecule: messenger RNA, 1413 nt
Organism: Candida dubliniensis CD36
Lineage: Eukaryota; Fungi; Ascomycota; Pichiomycetes; Serinales; Debaryomycetaceae
Gene: SHM2
Product: glycine hydroxymethyltransferase
Exons: 1
Coding region: 1-1413 (470 amino acids)
Biological process (GO): folic acid metabolic process; tetrahydrofolate interconversion; L-serine catabolic process
Cellular component (GO): cytoplasm
Molecular function (GO): zinc ion binding; cobalt ion binding; serine binding
Source: RefSeq, a predicted model, not a curated record
AUGUCCCCUUACGCUUUAUCUGAAUCUCAUAGACAAUUGACUGAAGGUCAUUUGAAAGAAACUGAUCCUGAAGUUGAUCAAAUCAUUAAAGAUGAAAUUGAUAGACAACAACAUUCCAUCGUUUUAAUUGCUUCAGAAAAUUUCACUACAACUGCUGUUUUCGAUGCCUUGGGAACUCCAAUGUGUAACAAAUACUCUGAAGGUUACCCUGGAGCUAGAUAUUAUGGUGGUAAUGAACAUAUUGAUAGAAUGGAAAUCUUGUGUCAAGAAAGAGCUUUGAAAGCUUUUGGUUUAACUCCAGAUAAAUGGGGAGUUAAUGUCCAAACUUUGAGUGGAUCUCCAGCUAAUUUACAAGUUUAUCAAGCCAUUAUGAAACCACAUGAAAGAUUAAUGGGAUUGGAUUUACCUCAUGGUGGUCAUUUAUCUCAUGGUUAUCAAACUGAUUCAAGAAAGAUUUCUGCUGUUUCCACUUAUUUUGAAACCAUGCCUUACAGAGUUGAUUUAGAAACUGGAUUAAUCGAUUACGAUAUGUUGGAAAAAACUGCUGUCUUGUUCAGACCAAAAGUUUUAGUCGCUGGUACUUCUGCUUAUUGUAGAUUGAUUGACUACAAAAGAAUGAGAGAAAUUGCUGAUAAAGUCGGUGCUUACCUUGUUGUCGAUAUGGCCCAUAUUUCCGGUUUAAUUGCAGCUGGUGUUAUCCCAUCACCAUUUGAAUAUGCUGAUAUCGUCACCACCACUACUCAUAAAUCAUUGAGAGGUCCAAGAGGUGCCAUGAUCUUCUUUAGAAGAGGUAUCAGAUCAAUCAAUCCAAAGACUGGUCAAGAAAUCUUGUAUGAUUUAGAAAACCCAAUUAAUUUCUCAGUUUUCCCUGGUCAUCAAGGUGGUCCACAUAACCAUACCAUUGCUGCCUUGGCUACUGCUUUGAAACAAGCUAACACUCCAGAAUUCAAAGAAUAUCAAGAACAAGUUUUGAAGAAUGCUAAAGCUUUAGAAUCUGAAUUCAAAAAUAAAGGUUAUAAAUUGGUUUCUGAUGGUACUGAUUCUCAUAUGGUAUUAGUUUCUUUGAAAGAUAAACAAAUUGAUGGUGCUAGAGUUGAAACAGUUUGUGAAAAAAUCAAUAUUGCUUUGAACAAAAACUCUAUUCCUGGAGAUAAAUCAGCUUUAGUCCCAGGUGGGGUUAGAAUUGGUGCUCCAGCUAUGACUACAAGAGGAUUAGGUGAAGAAGAUUUCAAGAAAAUCGUUAGCUAUAUUGAUUUUGCUGUCAAUUAUGCUAAAGAAGUACAAUCACAAUUACCAAAAGAUGCUAAUAAAUUGAAAGAUUUCAAAAAUGCUGUUUCUGGUGAUCUGGAAAAACUUAAAGCUGUCAGAGAUGAAAUUUACCAAUGGGCUGGCUCUUUCCCAUUAGCAGUAUAA